AUGAAAAAGCAUUCAUUUAAAGCUAUUACGGAACCAAUUGUUAUUGGUUCUCCUCCUGCAGAUUUCAACGAAAUUUAUCCAAAAAUUUAUGAACACCUUUCUGAUAAUUAUGAGGAAUUAGGACAGUUAGAUUUGGGAGAAGAACAUCUUACUGUGGAACCCAAUGUUUUUGCACAAAUAGGUGUUAUUGAUGUGGAUGGUAUUAGAAAAAUGUGGACUUCAGUGAUUUUACCACAAUUACGCAUGAGCAUGACAGGUGGUGCUUCCCUAACUAAUACGGAAGGAACAACAACUAAAGUUGAAGAGAAAACAGUCUUUUGUGAUAUAGGAAGUGGUGUAGGAAACGUAUGCCUUCAGAUUUUGGCAGAGACACGUUGCAAAAAAGUUGUUGGUGUUGAAGUAAUUCCUUCACGACAUCGUAAUGCUGUGAUAGCUUUUUCAAAAGCAAAGACGUACUACCCGGAAUUUUUCGGUGAUAAGGAUGCAGUUUUUCUUCAAGAUGACCUGGUAAGAUCUACUUCGCGUUUGACAGAAGAGAAGGUAAAUGUGAUUUUUACACAUUCUUGGAUGUUUGAUGAUGAUUUGAUGAAACAGUUAUCUAAAGUGGUUGUAUCUGUUCCUACUGUGCGUUGUGUGGUAACUUCACGAAAACUUAAUGCAGAAGUUUUAUCUGAAACCCCAUUAAAACUUGUUUCAAAGGUAUAUCUAAGUGCUGACUGGAAUGAGGAAGCCCCCUUUUACGUCUAUACGAAACUUUAA
This is a messenger RNA of Trypanosoma theileri, 759 nucleotides long. RefSeq lists its product as uncharacterized. The record is from RefSeq and is a predicted model, not a curated record. Gene Ontology annotation, biological process: DNA repair; DNA damage checkpoint signaling; regulation of transcription regulatory region DNA binding. The transcript has a single exon. NCBI's taxonomy places the organism in Eukaryota, Euglenozoa, Kinetoplastea, Trypanosomatida, Trypanosomatidae. Bases 1 to 759 code for a protein of 252 amino acids. Gene Ontology annotation, cellular component: nucleus. Gene Ontology annotation, molecular function: histone H3K79 methyltransferase activity.